AGCGUUGGGGAUAAGCACUCGAUUUUAAUGCGACACAAAACAGCCGUCAAUAUUUGGAUAGAUAAUGUACCAGAUGGGUGCCCUCACAGAAUGCUGUGUGUUUCAGGCGCGGCGACAAGGAGUCUAGGUAUCACGAUAUAAUAAGUGAAGUUGGCCGGCUGGCUGGUUGAGUACUUGAUGCGAUCGUUUCCUUCCCCUCUACGAUCCUUAUGAUGAAAAGGGUAUGAAAAGCAGUAGACGUUUAUCUUGGAAAAUUCAACGCUGUUAACUCUGGUCAAAUAUUGGGAUUUGAGCGACUAUUGAACCAGGUUUGAAAGGCCAUCGCUUGUAGCAUCAUGAAGAAGCAACAGGUUCUGGAUUGUAGCUUCUCUUCCUGGUACCCAAUCUUCAAACACAUCACCAUCGACAGCCACGUCAUCCCGCUUUCCAAGGACUUCCUAGAAUAUUUAGACGCAGAUGGAAUAUACCUCCCUGCAAGUCCCAACGAUGAGCCCAGCAAUAUUAUCGAGGAAGAGGAGGAGGACGGCAACCCAAGCAAGAUUCCUUCGUUCCCAGGGCUGGAAGAGUCCAUCAGGGCAGCCAUUCAGGACCUCGGUGGCAGGGUUUUCCCCAAGCUCAACUGGAGUGCACCCAGGGAUGCAUCCUGGAUUGCUUGUGGAAACACGUUACAGUGUACCUGUGUCAACGAUAUCUUCCUUUUACUCAAGAGCUCGGAUUUCAUCACACACGACCUCACAGAACCGUUCAAACACUGCACUGACUGUGAACAGGGCCCGCAAGACACACAGUAUGAGCUUGUCUUGCGGAGGUGGUGUGACAUAUCUGAAGCAACUGAGUUCCGUGUCUUUGUCAAGAAUGACGACAUCAUCGGUAUAUCACAGCGAGAUCAUACCAAUUAUUUCCCCGACCUGGGACCCUCGGCAGAGCAGAUCCACGAAGAGAUUGAGGAUUUUCACGACCGCCACAUAGCUGGGAACUUUCUGGACCAUGACUAUGUAUAUGACGUCUACCGCCAGGAUAAGAGGAAGUUCCUCCUGAUUGACUUCAAUCCCUUUGGCGAGACCACGGAUUCCCUGCUGUUCAGCUGGGCAGAGUUGAAUGACCUCGAUGUCGCCAGCACCGACAGCCAGUCCUGGGAGACUUUCCGCUACGUGCGCAGUGCCGCUGGCAUCCAGCCUAGCCAGUUCCUCAGUUACCGCUACCCUGUGGACGUCCUCCACCUAACCACGGGCGUGGAUGCCGACAGACUAGUUGACUUUCUCAGAACGGAAAUGCAGAAGCCAUACCAACAAGAGCCGACCACCUCAACUCAGGAUGACAGCAACAGCGUGCAAUUUGAGGAUCUGCCAGAGAAAUGAGGCUGUCACUUACCGAUAAAGAUGCAAGUCAUUUGGCCUUGUUAGAUGUAUGCAGUAAGACAAGGACAUAAAGUGUGUGUGUAGGCCCGGCAUUGCCUCUGACGUUCAUGUAUAAGGUCAGUGAACGUCAGCCAUAUGCCGAGUCUGACAUGGAUCCUGGAUUGUUUGUUCUGGCUGAACGCCUACUUGAUAACAAGACAAAGCAGACUGUGAGGGGCUCCGAGGGAGGACGAGUUGCCAGCCAAUGCAAUCACAGGCUGCAUCCGAAUUCUUGUGCCUGGAGCUAGGUCUAGGUCUUCCCGGUACAUGCUGACAACAGAGGUAGCCGUAGUGCCAGAGGUCCAUCUCUGACACUGCUUGAAAAGCUGUUCCUUGCCGUCACACACCAGGACCAGAGCUGUUUGUUGAGCAAGUUGCGACAUGAGUGUCUCAUUUGUUGGAACCAAAAUGGUGGAUUAUGCAUCAGAGCACAUGGGUGAUUAGCACACCUAGCUGCAUGCUGUACUGCACACAUAUACCAACAGCCAUUUUGUUGCCAAAGUCUGAAGUUGUCACUACAGCUCUGACUAGGUCAUGUCUAUCUCAUCCGUGGAUCUGUGUAUUCCUUGAGCCAUGUCCAAGUCAACUGGCUGUGACUAGGUGUAACUUAAAUCUGUGGGAUUUACAUGCAGGCACUAGCCAACAACUUCCGGUGGGCACAAGUGUUAUUUUCAGCUGUAACUAUAAGCAUUACAUAGCCUUGUCUGGGGAAAUCAUUUAAAAUUUGCACUGUGAGCGGUCACUGUGAGAGGUCACUCAGCAUGAGCAGUGAGCUUCACGGAUAUCU
Molecule: messenger RNA, 2184 nt
Organism: Acanthaster planci (crown-of-thorns starfish)
Lineage: Eukaryota; Metazoa; Echinodermata; Asteroidea; Valvatida; Acanthasteridae
Gene: cdc123
Product: cell division cycle 123
Cellular component (GO): cytoplasm
Source: RefSeq, a predicted model, not a curated record